Messenger RNA from Danio rerio (zebrafish), 541 nucleotides. NCBI's taxonomy places the organism in Eukaryota, Metazoa, Chordata, Actinopteri, Cypriniformes, Danionidae. The record is from RefSeq and is a predicted model, not a curated record.
AAAUGAUACCAACACAAGGUGUUUGUGGACUGCAAUGUUUCCCAGUGAAGCCUUUAAUAAAUCCCGACUGGAAAACAAUGGAAGUGCAUUUGUUGGAGUUCUGCGGUUCACUAACAUGGGGAAUAAAAAUCAAACUAUAAAUUACACCAUUCUGAACAAUGAGGUUUAUGGAAUAACAAUGGGAGCCAAUAUCGCCAACCUCACCAACAACAUUGAAAUAACCUUUACUAAUAAUGAUCUGGUUGGUGGUCCAUCCUGCACUUCUUGGAAUGGCAAAGGGAAUCUUGAGUGGACAACGUUUGGUUGUGAGACAAAACAAAUCAACAGUAACAGCAUAAAGUGUUCGUGUUCACAUCUGACGUUCUUCGCAGUGCUGAUGUCUGUGCCAGAUGCAAAUGCUGUAGCGCCAUAUCUGGAGUCACUGACCCUCAUCUCUGCUAUUGGCUGUGGGAUCUCUGUGUUUUUUCUGGCCAUCGCUCUGUUCAUGCAUUUCCUGCUGAGGUAGAGUCUAUUAAAGCACAACAUAAAUAUUAAACUGUUU